AUGCAUUUUCAAGCUCUCAUCGUUGCAGCUCUGUCUGCGUCAGCCUCUGCCGCCAACUGCUGGCCGAGUGUCACCAACGGCAUCUACACCAGCGAUGUUGGUGUACAGCUCGCCUGGAAUCUGAGAUCAACUCUUUGUCUACACAAUUGGAACUCGAACACCAGAAUCCAGACUUAUCACGGCGCUGAUUGGGGUGAUUGUGGUACCAAUUGGAAAGGUCCUGGCUCUUCGUUCUGCUGGGGUGGAUAUUUCCAAGCUCUCAAUGCAGCAAACCAACAGACUUGCUGGGAUACCUCUGAAGAGAUCAUCAACCAGUGUGCUUCUGGACCAGGUGGCUUCAUUCAUCCUACAGGAGGUAACUGGGUCUGGGGAAACACCCAGGUCGAAGGAGGUUAUUACCAGGAUGGAAACUACUACCCUCGUCGCCGCGGACUCAAGGGCAGUAGAGAAGAAUUGGCAGGCCAGGCACAGAUUGGCCCCACCUCUGUAGAGGAACAGCUAAACUCCACUGGACAGGACUUUCGUAUUGUGGAGGUUAAUCCUGAUAUGUCUGUUGCCACAGAUAUCACCUAUCAUCUUGAUGGGACUUCAACGAAUAAUGUUGAGGUUAAGUGA
Molecule: messenger RNA, 615 nt
Organism: Cadophora gregata
Lineage: Eukaryota; Fungi; Ascomycota; Leotiomycetes; Helotiales; Ploettnerulaceae
Exons: 3
Coding region: 1-615 (204 amino acids)
Source: RefSeq, a predicted model, not a curated record